This is a messenger RNA of Megalops cyprinoides (Indo-Pacific tarpon), 809 nucleotides long. It is a transcript of the gene ompa, whose product is annotated as olfactory marker protein a. Bases 163 to 651 code for a protein of 162 amino acids. The transcript has a single exon. Gene Ontology annotation, biological process: signal transduction; sensory perception of smell. The record is from RefSeq and is a predicted model, not a curated record. Lineage: Eukaryota; Metazoa; Chordata; Actinopteri; Elopiformes; Megalopidae.
CAAACGGGGUCUGCAACACUCUGGGGUUGGCCGCAGAGCGCGCGAGGAGAGGAAGAGAGAGGGAGAGCGAGGAGAGGACCGGGGGACACGACGACAGCAGCAGCCAGAGACACAGACGCAGACGCAGCCCGUAAUCCGCACAGCCCACGCAGCCACGCAGCCAUGGCCUCGCACCUGGAGCUGCCCUUCCGGGAGGACCGCCAGCUCACUGAGGUGAUGCGUCUGCGGGUGCAGUCGCUGCAGCAGCGCGGGCAGAAGCGGCAGGACGGCGAGCGGCUGCUGCAGCCCCACGAGGCCGUCUACCGCCUGGACUUCUCCCAGCAGAACCUGCGCUUCGCCCGCUGGACCAUCCGCCUCUCCGCCCCGGGGAAGCUCACCAUCACUGGCACCUCGCAGCACUGGACCCCAGACCUCACCCACCUGAUGACUCGGCAGCUGCUGGAGCCUGCCGGGCUGUUCUGGAAGACCCCCGAGGAUGGCCCGGACGCCCCCGUCAAGUGCUACGAGGCGGACGCCCAGGAGUUCGGCGAGAGGAUAGCCGAGCUCGCCAAGAUCCGGAAGGUCAUGUUCUUCCUGUUCGCCUUCGAGGACGGCCUCGACAGGGACAACAUCGACUGCUCCAUAGCCUUCAAAGCCGCCCAGAAGAGCUGAAGUGUCUCAGAGCACAGAGGUACUUGGAAGAUUCCCUCAAGCAAGGUUAGGCCAGUCUGCACUCUACUCCCGUGAUCAAAAGUUUGUCUCUUUCUUUACCUUCCAAUGCCUGCCUACCUGAACUGUGCCUCUGAGUGCAUGUCUACAGCAGAACUAAG